AUGAGCGAGAAGAUGCCCACACCUAUGCUCGAUAUGAUUGAAAAUCCCCUGAAUUUAAAACACCUAUCCUCAAAGGAAUUAAGACAGUUAGCUGAUGACAUUCAGUCAGAAUUGUUGUUUAUAUCAUCAAAAACACAAAAAUCAGUUAGAGCCAGUCUAUCAGUCGUCGAACUAACGGUUGCUAUUCAUCAUGUUUUUAGUUGCCCCCUUGACAAAAUUCUUUGGGAUAUGGAGGAUCAAACAUAUCCACAUAAACUUCUAACUGGAAGAAGGCCUCUAAUUUAUAGAGAUAGAACACCAGGUGAUCAGUCAAGCUAUUCAUCUAGUGCAUACGAUCCACUUGGCGCAGGACAUGGAUGUAGCAGCAUAUCUUCUGGACUUGGAAUGGCAGUUGCACGGGAUAUCAAAGGAAAACAAGAACGUGUAGUUGCAGUUAUCAGCAACGAGACAACCACGGCUGGCCAAGUUUAUGAGGCCAUGAGCAAUGCAGGUCACUUGGAUUCGAAUAUGAUUGUGAUAUUGAAUGAUAGUCAUCACUCUUUAGAUCCAAAGUUUGAGCAAGUCCCCAAGGCAUCAAUCAAUGCUUUGUCAACUACUCUGAGCAAGCUUCAGUCAAGUAAAUUUUUCUGGACGUUUAGAGAAUUUGCUAAGUUUCUUACGAAGAAAAUCGGCCAUGGGAUGCACGAGUGGGCUGCAAAAGUGGAUGAGUAUGCACGUGGUAUGGUGGGCCCUACUGGGUCGACUCUAUUUGAGGAGCUCGGGUUGUACUAUAUUGGCCCAGUAGAUGGCCACAACAUUGAGGACCUUGUAUGUGUUUUGCGUGAAGUUGCAUCACUGAAGUCCACGGGUCCUGUUCUUGUCCACGUCAUAACAAAAGAAGAUUGCAAAGUAGAAGAUAGACAAACAAGUACAAGCUCUGAGGAACAUCAUGAAGGGGGGUUUGCUAAAGCCGGUGGUUCUUCCGAAGGCAUUGAGUCGUUGCAGGACAAUACUCGGCCUCAGACAUAUAGUGACCGCUUGGUAGAGGCUUUGAUUACAGAGUCCAAAAAAGAUGAAGAUAUUGUGGUGGUUCAUGCAGGAAUGGGAAUGGAGCCGUCAUUUCUACUGCUAAGAGAUAAGUUGCAAGACAAGUUUUUUCACGUUGGCAUGGCUGAGCAGCAUGCAGUGACAUUCUCGGCUGGUCUUUCGCGGGGAGGAUUGAAGCCCUUUUGUAUAAUUCCCUCUGCAUUUCUCCAGAGAGCAUACGAUCAGGUGAUUCAUGACGUGGACCGGCAAAAGAUUCCCGUACGUUUCGUGAUCACGGGUGCAGGAUUGGUGGGGUCGGAUGGCGCAACUCAUUCUGGGCCCUUUGAUAUUACAUUCAUGUCGUGUCUUCCAAACAUGAUCGUGAUGGCACCUUCUGAUGAGAUCGAGCUCGUUCGUAUGGUGAAGACUGCCGUACACAUUCACAACAGACCCGUUUGCUUCAGGUACCCAAGAGGCGCAGUUGCUAUGUCCGAACCUGACUCGUAUGUUGUGGAAACAAUUGAGGUCGGUAAAGGGCGAAUACUUGUGGAGGGAAAAGAUAUUGCCCUCUUGGGCUUUGGUUCCAUGGUCCAAAAUUGCCUAAGGGCACAUUCCCUUCUGGCAAAGAUGGGCAUUGAUAUUACUGUUGCCGAUGCACGUUUUUGCAAGCCCCUAGACAUAAAUUUAGUGAGGAUAUUGUGCAAGAACCACAAGUUCCUUAUCACGGUCGAGGAAGGCUCGAUUGGAGGAUUUGGAGCACAUGUUGCCCAGUUUAUUUCUCUUGAUGGGCUGCUUGAUGCUGGAAUUAAGUGGCGCCCAAUUACUUUGCCUGACAACUACAUAGAGGGUGCAAUGCCAGAAGAUCAGCUUGCUCUUGCCGGCCUAACCGGAAAUCACAUUGCUGCUACGGCACUGAAUCUGCUCGGUCGAACUCGUGAUGCCCUUCUCUUGAUGUGUUAG
This is a messenger RNA of Striga hermonthica, 1965 nucleotides long. NCBI's taxonomy places the organism in Eukaryota, Viridiplantae, Streptophyta, Magnoliopsida, Lamiales, Orobanchaceae. The record is from the annotation of a GenBank genome assembly.